Messenger RNA from Gymnodraco acuticeps, 2460 nucleotides. It is a transcript of the gene pawr, whose product is annotated as PRKC, apoptosis, WT1, regulator. The record is from RefSeq and is a predicted model, not a curated record. NCBI's taxonomy places the organism in Eukaryota, Metazoa, Chordata, Actinopteri, Perciformes, Bathydraconidae. Gene Ontology annotation, cellular component: cytoplasm. Gene Ontology annotation, biological process: apoptotic process; positive regulation of apoptotic process.
GUGCUCGGGUAUUUUCGGUAUCACCCGGAGCGACGGAGGGCAGAGCGAGCGAGCGAGCUCGGCGCUCGAGACAGCGCCAUUCAUCCAAGAGGACCGAGAGCACACCUGGUCGGACCGCAGAGAGCAGUUUAGCGUCUGAAACAACUUCCCACAGCACCCCGGCUAAUCACUUGAGGAAUGCUGUGGCAUUAGACCCGAAACUCCAUAUAAACUUUAGGUUCAUUCUCACCAACUUUUCGAUAAAGGGAUAAUGGCAACGGGUGGAUUUAAGUCAAGCGCCACGACUGACUUUUUGGAGGAGUGGAAGGCAAAACGGGAGAAAAUGAGAGCCAAAAUGCUGGGGGACAUAGCCGCAGCGACUGGUGCUCCUCUGGUUGGCAAUAACCCAAACAGUAACCGCCACACCGAGCUCACCAAUAACGGAAACCCGGAGAGAAGCGCCUCUGCUGGGAACUGCCUCCCCUCCUCCUACACGGUGGCUCGGUCCUCCUCCGGCACGGCUUUAAAGAGACCCGAGGAGGAAACGCACCACCCCGCUGCCCAACCUGCUGCCCAACCUGCUGCCCAGCCCGCUGCCCACCCUGCUUCACCCACCCCGCCGGGGAGCAACCUGAAGAAGGCCCCGCCUCAGACGGAGAAGGAUCAGUGCGCUUCCCCGGACUCCAGCUCCAUGGCUUGCAUUGACAGUGACAAGGGAAGCCCAUCGCCCAGUAAAGUGAAAGAGAAGAAUAGCUCUGGCCCCAGUGCUAGGAAGGGGAAAGGACAGAUCGAGAAGAGGAAGCUGAGGGAAAAGAGGAGAUCAACAGGUGUUGUCAGCAUACCAUCAACUGAGAGCCUGGAUGAACUGGAGGAUGAUGACGCCGUGGAGAAGAACAGGAAGGAGGAGAAGGAGCUGGUUCAGGCCAACACUUUCCAGAACGAGGCCAUGGCGGCUGACCCCGCCACCGGACACUUAAUGGAAACCUCCAGAUCUGGGAACGGCCGUCACAAGAGCUCUUCAGGGCCGGGUUCUGAGGAGGAGGGGGGGGGGAACAGCAGACAACGACACAACCGUCACGCCAGAGAUGAGACUUUAGAGAAGAGGAUGGAGGAGCUGGAGGCGGAGCUGGUCAGAGAGCGCCAGGAGAACGAGCGGCUGCUGAAGGCUCACGAGGACAAAGACGACCUCAUCGGGAAGCUGAAGGAGGAAAUCGACCUGCUGAACAGAGACCUGGAUGACAUCGAGGAUGAGAACGAGCAGCUGAAAGAGGAGAACAAGACUCUGCUGAAGGUGGUGGGUCAGCUGACGAGGUAGAGACCCCCCCCCCACCCUUGAAGAUCUGCUUCCUCCUGACCCCCUGCAGCAUGUCCUUAAAUCGGUUUAAUUCUGUCUCUCUGUGUGUAAGAGGUGAAACUGUAAAGUAGAGGAGCCUCACAGCCCUGAGUACAUCCCCCCCCCGAGGAGGAUUUAUCCCAUUGUUGGUGAAGGCUGAGUGAACUAGAGGCAGUCUCACGGGAUUGAUUGUCAUCGUAUACAUAUUUAAUGUAAAUGUAUUGUAUAUAGGCCAUUUAGAUUGUUCAUUUUGGGGGGAUAUUUUUUUUUUGAUAAGGUCUAUAAAAGCAAAGGUAAAAUGAAUGUAUGUGCUCAAAAACAAGCACACAAAGUCUUUUGAAACUUGUAUAACGGUUUAAUGAAAAAUCCUCCGUAUCGCAGCCGUCACCCAGGUAACAUGAAAUCUCCAGUGUUAUUUCAAUUAAGAGCAGUUUUAUCAGUGUAACAAUGGAGCUUCUUUUGAGGACCAAAUUCGACAUCACUGCUACUGUACCGUCAGCCAAAGUCUCACAAUACAUGUCAGGGUAUUCUGACAUUUCUAUCCAAAUAAUGUUUUAAAGCUUGGUGCUAUCUAAUUGAACAUGAGUGCUAGAGUUACUUCCAUCCAAUCAUUUCUCGUUAGACUAAAUUCCAAUUCGGAAAUCUACAAAUGAAGAACAUUGUAUUAAAAAUCAUUCCAGUUUUAACGUUAACAAGACUUUAUAUGAAUCAUGUGCUUUACGCAUUUCAUUCCUAACAUCUGAGUAUAUAUAUAUGUGGAAUCUUUUUUUAAAGCUCUCUGUAAUUGGUUUACAAGUUAUGUCUUUGCAAUAUUUGAUAGGCUGCUCUGAUUAUGGCAUCUAAGAUGUGUGGAGUGAGCUACAGUGCAUUUUUGUGUGUAUGGUAACCAAAUGAACUGAAGGAACAUACUAUUUGAAAUGCAUCUUUUUGUUUACUCAAGGGAACAGGCUUGGCUGGUAGUGGCAUUUUACUUUCUGUAUUUAGAGCAAAUAAUCUGUAGGUUUUAGAAGGCUCUGCUUCCACAAAUAUCACGUGUUUUGGGGGUAGACGUAAUCCCCUCCGCAGACAGUCAUCACAGAUCUCUUUCCAUGACAUUAUGCAUGUACAGAAGAUUAAGUCAUUUAAUAAAAGUUUGAUUAUCUCUCUCA